Molecule: messenger RNA, 7064 nt
Organism: Bombyx mandarina (wild silkworm)
Lineage: Eukaryota; Metazoa; Arthropoda; Insecta; Lepidoptera; Bombycidae
Biological process (GO): protein import into nucleus; RNA export from nucleus
Cellular component (GO): nuclear pore
Molecular function (GO): structural constituent of nuclear pore
Source: RefSeq, a predicted model, not a curated record
AUGGAUAGUUUUGGUUAAUAUUCUUCAAAUUCAUCCAAUUUUGCGUUAAAUUUAUUAUUAGUGAAUUCAAAUAUAAAUAAGUUUUAUUGGUGGCGAGUGACAUUCAUGUUUUGUGAUUAUUACGUCCCACAAAGAGCCGUGAAAAUUUGUUAGACCUCCCGUUGAGCACAGCAUUUAAUCUGACACUUUUAACGACGCCAUGUUUGUCACGUUUUUGCCAGUUAUGAAUAAAUUUAGUCAGAAAUUAGAUCUUUAAUACGAUACAUUGAAAGUAUUCAUCAGUGCUGUAAGUUGAUAAAAAAUGAGUAUGGUGUUUUCAAGAAGCAAGGAAAAGAGAACGCGUUCUUCUACUGGCAAUUCUAACAGCUCAUUCGUGAAAAAUGUGACAGCAAGAAUGUCAGGCUUAUUGCCAAGUACCAUUACUAAAUGGUUUAGUAGUCCUAGUACGUCAAAUGCUAAUGGAGCAACACCAACAGCUGAUGUCACAGACUCUUCCACUGAAGAUGAAUCACCAGAAAGUCCUGUCAGCACUCAGCCUCCAGCAAAACGCAUGCGAUUUAGUACUCCUGGAAAAUACAAUCAAUUUGGUUCUGCAGAUGGGAAUUCUGUGCUGACUACAGUUGAAGCCAAUUCACAAUGCUCCUCAACCUUUAGCAUUAUACAGUCAACACCUGGGCGAAAUACAUUUCGACAAAAUACUAACUUUAUGUCGCCACAGACUUCUAGUACAAUUCGUUCCAUAGAUGAUUCCAAUGUGGAUAGAAAGGAUACAAGUUCUUCCUCAGUAUUUAAAAAACAGCACACACUUUCAACAAUUGGUCAUUCUGUAGCUGUGAAGAGGAAAUCUAUAUUUGAAUUAUCUACUAAUAAUAGUGAGACUGCACAAGCAAAUUCUAUGAAAACUGUCCAUAAAGAUAGAAAUCCAUCAUUCAAAGCUAGUCUCCUUGGUUCGCCUUUUUACUCAGGACGAACCGUGUAUGGGGGUGCUUCUUCAUCCUACAUGAAUCAGCCCAAUAUUAAACAAAGAAAAGUCGCUCAUAUAAAUGAAUCUCCAGCUAAUGAGACAGUAACAAUGAGUAAUUCUGCGAGAAAGAUAAUGGACCUUCUUGAACAAUAUUCCUCUCCAUUGGCGGAAGCGAAAAGAAUCCCACGAUAUCAGAAGUCACCUAGAAAUGAGAGUAUAAAUAGUACCGCAAAUACAAUUAAACCAGCUGCCUACCGAACUCAAGAACUGCACAUUCCAAGUAUAGCUUCAAUUUUACGAGUGAAACAGAAAUCUCGCUUAAUGGACUCAACAAGUGCUGCACGACAACUUAUUGCCUCACAUAGUAGUGCCGCGCCAGAGUUUAGCCCUUAUCCAACAACCAUUACACAAAAGGAAUUAGCUGUUAACGAACAAAACAGCAAUUUGACAACAAAAGUAAAGACUAGAUUAACAAGACCAAAUAGAGGCGAUAAGUUCGAUGAUGUUUUGACUCCAGUUCAACUGCCAACAGGAGUUUUGCAAAUUGAUAAAAAUAAUAUGCCUAAAUUUACCUUAGGCAAACCAUUUUCCUCAACGCCCAACUUAAUAUCUACAUCUACGCCUGCUGCAUCAGUGAACAAAUUGGUUGUAGCCCAAAAUACAAACCCCCUUUCUGGAACCACUACAAGUUCAUCUACAGCAUUUCUAAGUAAACCUGAUUUAGUAAUAAGUAGCACAGAAUUCAAAUUUUCAAGCCCUGUAAAAGUAACUACAGAGAAUUCAACACAAAGUGCCAUACUACCCAAAUUUACUUUCGGCAGUCCGGAACGCGGAGUAGAUAAAGUUAUUGCCAGCAAUAAGCAAAAUGACUUUCCUGUUGUAGGUGCAACAAAGGAAUCAUUUGCGCAGAAAAAUAUUGAAAGUUCCAAGGAUUCAGUUUCAGCUUGGUCUACAAAAGAGAAUUUCAUACAGAAAUCUACAGACAAGGACACCACCUGGAUAACAAAGGAAACUCCAGUACAGAAAGUUAAUAACAGUCUCAAAGACUCAAAACCAGAGUGGAAAUGUGCUGAAUGUUGGGUACAAAACAAAGAAGAUGUUGACAAGUGUGUUUGUUGUGGGGUCACACGGCCGUCAAGUGUUGUUGGGAAAGUGACUAAGUGUUCUUGCAAGCUUAGUGACACACAAGCUCAUAUUGAUAAAUGUGAAACAUGUGAGAAAUCAGAAGCAGAUGCCAUCAGUAUAAAAAGUAAUGAGAUAACAUGGAAGUGUGAUGAUUGUCGGGCUUUGAAUGAAGCAAAUAUAGAAAAAUGUGUAUGCUGUGGCAGUGCCCAUUCUAACAAACUACCCGCACCAGUUGUAUCUGAGGCAAAUGAUAGUAGAAAAUGGAAAUGCAAUGACUGUUGGGUUAUGAAUAAAGGAACAGCAGUUAAAUGUGAAUGCUGUGGCAGUGCCAACACUAAUGAUACAAUUUCUGAAGUGCCCCCUGAAAAAAGAAAUCCAAGUAUUUCAGAUGGUGAUUGGAAAUGUGAUGACUGUUGGAUUACAAAUAAGAGCAGUGUAGAAAAAUGUGCUGCUUGUGGUGGAUCGAAGCCUGGCCUUAAAAAUAAUAAUUCCUCACUUUUGAAUGUUUCAGCAUCAACUAUAAAUCGUAAUGAUUUACUUUCCACUGUGAAUUCACAGAAAAAUCUGACAUGGGAAUGCCAAAGUUGUUUGGUUAGGAACAAUAAUGAGAAAACAUCGUGUGUCUGCUGCGGAGCUGAGCCAUCUAACAAUUCAGUUCCAGAGAAAAAAUCUUUUAAUUUCGGGAUUAAUCCAAAUACUUCAUUUAAGUUUGGCAUUAAUCCUGUUGAGCAACAAGUUAAUCUAGUUAAGAAAACUGAGGAAUCUAGUGCUGCUUUAAAGACAAAUCCAGAAGUUUCUGAAAGUAACACAUUGGAAAAAAUUCCAAUGUUUACAUUUACUUUGCCUUCUAAGAAAUCUGAAGAUAAAAUUGAUGAUGUUAAAGGAAAUAUUGACGCCACGAAAGUUAAGUUUUCAUUUGGAAUCCCAAAAGCUUCCACUGCAUCAGAAGUAGGAGCUGGCAAUUCUCAUGGAGAAAAAGACAAACAAGAAGAAGUGACAAAAGUAAAUGUCAAUACUUCAAUGUUUGAGAAUCCUAAAUUGGGAAAUGACUUGUUAAAGCCAAGUGAUAAUAAACCUGCGGUUGUAACUGCACUUCCAACAGUAUCUGUAAAUGAGAAUAAAAAUACAACUACUAAUUCUUUACACACACAAUCUGGAGAAAAAAGUGAAAAGGCACUGUUGAAUAAUACUUUCACAUUCUCGGCGGGCAGUAAAAAUAUUGUGACUAACAUGUUUAAGAGCCCGUCUACUGUGGCUACUACUUCAAUUUCCUUUGCUUUACCAGUACAAACGACAGUGAAAUCUACGGAGGCACCAGCAACUUCGUUAUUUCAACAAAAAGGAUUUAACACUCCAGCAUUCAAAACUGAUAGUAAUGCUUCUCUAUUCAAGAAGACUGAAACUGAAAAAUCACCCUUUCAAAAUUCAAUUGCUUCGCCUGUAUUCCAGAGUCCCACACCAAGUUCUACAUUAUUCCAAAAACCAGAAAAUAGCACAUCUUCUAUUAUGUUUCCCGCAAGUGAUGUUUCUGUAGCUUCCACUGUAUCAUUAUUUCAAAAUAGUGAUAAUAUAAUAACUACGACAUCCCAACCUGCUACGGCAAAUUCCCCCGUUUUUGGUUUUACUGCUAACUCUUUUAAACCAGCUUCGACUGCUGUAGAGAAACCCAAAUUCAACUUUACUUUGGGAAAAACUGAGAAUUUCACCUUCGAAAAUAAAUUUUCUCCUAUUGGAAACAACAGAAAUUCGACAAGUAGCUUUGCUUUACCUACAAGUACCAUAAUUCCUACUGUCAAUGGUCUAACUGGAAAUGCUUUAAGUGGUGGCAGCAAUAUGAUAGGUCCUAAUAAUGGCAAUACAAUUGGAAAUACUGUUAUGCCUGUUAGCAAUUCUAUAGGCAGUGAUGUACUUAAACCUCUAGGGUCGAGUGGUGCAUUACCCGGAAAUACAUUGGGAGGUGGAAAUGGAUUACCUGCUAGUAAUACAGUAUCAAGUGGAUUCUUUGGACAAUCAACUCAGAAUGAAAAUUUGUGGGGCACUUCAAACAACACUUCUAAUUUGUUUGCAGCAAGUACGACAGCUAAUCCUUUGCAAAAACCAGCUGCGUUUAAUUUUGGUGCGCCAUCAUCAUUAUCGCCAUUUAAUAAUAAUAAUACGAGUUCAGUAUUUGGCAGCAGUACGCAGUCGACGCAGAAUAUUUUCGGAAUUGCAACACAACAGAAUCCUGCUAGUCAACCAAAUCUCUUUCCUAGCCCAGCACAGAACCAAAACGCCCCCAAUAUCUUCGGUAGCCCUGUACCUCCUAGCAAUUCUGUGGGACUAUUUGGAACAGCAAAUGUCGGUUCUACACCAACUUUUGGAAACCAGAACCAAUCUAUGCCAUCUUUAACACCGGCACUGACACCAACCUUUAAUUUCGGCGCCUCACAAGCUCCAGGAGUUUUUGGAUUUGGACAGCAACAGCAGCCGCCUCAAUCUCUGCAACAGCCGCAACUUCCUCAACAACAGCAGCAGCAACAGCAGCAACAACAACAACAGCAACAACAACAACAGCAGCAACAGCAGCAGCAGCACCAGCAACAACUGCAACAGGGUCAAACUAGUGUGUAUAAUUUUGGAGGCAUGUCGGGUACCACGCCGCAGGUUCAAUUCAAGAUGGGCACUGCACCGACUCCUAACACAGCUGUACGUCGGGUGAGAAAGGCUAUCCGUCGAAACCCGCAACGAUGAGGAACGUCUGCGAUCCUUGACUGGGAUCGCAAUAUGGACUCUGAAAUGACUACCCCUAGUAAGUGUCCUCCUAAUGUUAGUUUUUGCAAACCAGUAAGGGUGCACAAGAAAUAAAAUAAGCUACAUCCUUUAUGGUUCGCGUUAUUUGUAAGCACCGAGUACAUAUACAAUAGAGAUAAAUUUUAUAUGACCACACCAAACUAUUACCCAAAAUAGGACAGAGAAAUUUACAAUGAAUUAUAAAAGCUACAUUUUUGUUUCUAGUGUACCACAAUGCCCCUAAAGCAAAAUUCUUCCAGAAUAACUGAAACAUUGGGUUUGUCCAGUGACAGUCCAGUGAGUGGGUGUGUCCAGAGUGUUUCCAGAGAUUUCUGAAUCUCCGUAAAUUUUUAGAUGAUAUGACAUGUUCUUCUUUAAGGGAGGCUUAGAAAGUAUUUAGCAGUAGAAAUUUGUUGGCUGAGUCUUAGGCAUUGUUGUCAGUAAACACUUACCAUUUAAAAUGAGGUGCAGGUUCAUCUCCCUUUGUAGAUGAAAUUAAAUAUGAUAUUAAAUAGUUAAAAAGAGUACCUGUAUUGUAACGAUAAGCCGAGAUAGAGUAAAGACUCAAAAAUGACGGUCCCGAACAAAAAUAAACAUCCUAUACUAUGUUCUUUAUUGCGUUUGAUGAGUGGACAAAGUCAAGGCACACCUGAUAACAGCGGUUAUCGUAGCCCAUAGACAUCUCAACUUGAAGACCGCCGCUCUUUGCUAUAAGGUUUUUUUUUGUUUUUUUUUAUUGCCCUAGCAGGCAGAUGAGCAUACGGUCCACCUGAUGGUAAGUGGUUACCGUCGCUCAUGGACGUCAGGAAUGCCAGGGCAGAGCCAAGCCGCUGUCUACCGCUAAAAGGAUGAAGUCUCUAUUGUGGUAUAUAACAGUAGUACAGGUAGAAGUAGACAAUAUGGUGGUACCUAGCCGUGCGGGGUCCAAUACGACUAUACAAGUAACCAAGCACUAUCCAGUACUAUCCAUUUUUUUGUAGGCAGCAGCUUGGCUGUACCUCUGGCAUUGAUGACGUCCAUGGGCGUUGGUGACCACUCACCAUCAGGUGGGCCGUAUGCUCGUCUGCCUACAAAGACAGCAAAAAAAAGGAAAUUCCCUUUUACUUAAGAUCUCUAGUUGUUAGUGUGCAAGUAAUUCCUUCUUACAAAUUACUCAGACUAAUUGAAUAUUAUAUUAUUACACUGGAGAAACCAGUUCCUGCUGCGCGGUAACUACACUACUAAAAGUACAAAAUAUAUUCAUUUCUUGAAAAUACUCAUAUCAUAUAUUGAUGGCACUACUUUAAAAGUUUUCCUUAAAUUCCAAUAAUAACUAUACUAAUUAAUAUCCUUAAACUAAUGAUAAAAUUGAACUUAUUCAGUAACUUUUUAUUACAAAUAAUAGUUUUUCAUUAAAGUAUGUAUCCAGUACAAUUUGUGCAGCACUGGUAUGAAUAUCUAGACCGAGUUUUGCUUUUUCAAUAGCACCACAAGUAAUCCUUAAAUAAGAAGAAUAAUUAAUGGAAGUUGCUAACUGUAAUUUUUGGGAAUAUAACAAAAUAAAUAUAUUAUUAUGUGACCUUAAAGAUUUUGUAAAUAAAUAUUUGAUGAGAUUCAAUUUUAUAACUGAUGUGCAGCUUUUUUGUAAUACUCAGCUUGGUAAAUUCUGUGAGAGACUAAAUAUUGUGUUUGACAAAUUCGCGAAGUUUGGAUAUCUACUGUUGGAGCCCCUUUCGCUUAUAAAGCCCCCUUUCUGUAUUCUGUGAUGGCACAUUUGCUCUGACGACUAUCGUUACGAUAACCUGUGGACUUUUUUUUCCAUAUGGUAAAUGUGUUUACAAAAGAAGACAUCCUAAUCAAAUUAAACCAGCUCAGAAGAAUUUCAUUUAUUCCUUCACUCUCAUUCAUUCAUUCAAGAUUAAGACGGGGUCUAUCUAUAGAUUUUUAUAGGAAUAUUACACUAAACAUAAACCAAGGCUUAAAAAAGGGUAUUUUGUGUUAGCCGAUGGUGUGGUCAGGGAUCUGGUGAAUACUGCUUUCCAUCCGCUAAGGAGAAGCUGCUCUUUUUUUUUCUGGGUCGUUGAGAAUUUGUACUUUAUUGAAUACGUGCUCGGUGUCCGAAUAAGCGAAUAGUUCUAUUAGAAUUAUACAUAAACCAUAGACUUGAAAUUUCAUUUUAUAAAAGCUGUUUAAUUUUUGUUGAUAAAAUAAAUUUGUAAGUUUUUAA